AUGUUCUCUGGGAAGACAACAGAGCUGAUGCGGCGGCUGCGGCGCUACCAGCUGGCUAAACACCGAUGCCUCGUGGUCAAGUACGCCAACGACCUCAGGUACGACAACAGUGCCCUGGCCACACACGACAAGCAGGUGUUGCCGGCUGUGUCCGCCACCCGACUGCAGGAGCUGGAGGAGGCGGCCAACAGCUAUUCUAUCAUUGGCAUUGAUGAGGGACAAUUUCGUCAGGGCUUCGGCAACAUCCUACAAUUGGUUCCCCUGGCAGAGAGUGUGGUGAAGCUCAGUGCUGUGUGCAUGGUGUGUUUCCAGGAGGGUCACUAUACCAAGAGGACCUCCACGGAAACUGCGCUGGAGGUGAUAGGGGGCAGUGACAAAUAUAUCGCCACCUGUCGCACCUGUUACUUCCACACGUCACCCCUGCCGUCACCUGAAAAGAGACCACUCCUGUCACCCCACCAGCAGCUGCCUCUCAAGACUAUACAGCACACCCUGACACACCCUGGUACACCCUGCCACACCACUAGCAGCCCUCACCCUGCCCCUCUCUCUGCCCUGCACCUUAUAUUGCUGUAG
This is a messenger RNA of Portunus trituberculatus (swimming crab), 576 nucleotides long. Its product is annotated as thymidine kinase, cytosolic-like. Bases 1 to 576 code for a protein of 191 amino acids. The record is from RefSeq and is a predicted model, not a curated record. The transcript has 5 exons. Lineage: Eukaryota; Metazoa; Arthropoda; Malacostraca; Decapoda; Portunidae. Gene Ontology annotation, biological process: thymidine metabolic process. Gene Ontology annotation, molecular function: thymidine kinase activity; ATP binding.